Molecule: messenger RNA, 7769 nt
Organism: Sardina pilchardus (European sardine)
Lineage: Eukaryota; Metazoa; Chordata; Actinopteri; Clupeiformes; Clupeidae
Product: dedicator of cytokinesis protein 9
Exons: 53
Coding region: 379-6636 (2085 amino acids)
Biological process (GO): small GTPase-mediated signal transduction; positive regulation of GTPase activity
Molecular function (GO): guanyl-nucleotide exchange factor activity
Source: RefSeq, a predicted model, not a curated record
GGAGCUGUGCCGACCUGCUUAGGGAACGAGGCACGCAGAUUAUGCUCUGUGCCUGGCGCAGCGUGUAUGCCGACGCGGAUUCCACAUUGAGCCGGUGACAGCACUUGGAGGCUACCAUGGCUUGUUGUGACAUCGAAGUGUCAGAGAAAGACCACAUCGAAAGGAUACCCAUCUAUUUCUUCUGCAAACUGACCGCAUUAUGAAAUUUAAAGGGUCGGCACUGAAUCUGAAACAGCAUGAUAGAGUUACAAACUCAAGGUGUGCGCUAGGCUAGUUGGAACGGAAGAGAGGAAGCCGGUGGAUGUGUCUGAAAACUCGUCACUUUUCACGAACUAUUUUGUAUUUCCAACUCUCAUUAAUGACACUGUCUAAUCGACCAUGUCUACUCCAGUGCAUCCGGAAACAAGGAAAUUUACAAGAGGACUAAGUAAACCGGGAACGGCGGCAGAACUCCGCCAGAGCGUCUCUGAGGUGGUCAGGACGUCAGUAUUUGUUGCGAAGCCGAAGGUGAUCGAGCCGCUGGACUAUGAGAGCGUGCUGGUCCAGAGGAAGACCCAGAUCCUCAGCGAUGUCCUCAGGGACAUGCUGCAGUUCCCCCUGGAGGACUUCCAGAUAUCAACUCUACGACGCCAAAUAAGGACUGUUUACCCUUCAGUGCCUGAUAAUGCAGAGAGGGAGGCGCACAGUCUCUUCGUCCAAGAGUGCAUCAAGAGCUACAAUUCCGACUGGCACGUUGUUAAUUACAAGUAUGAGGAUUACUCAGGAGACUUCCGCCAGUUACCCAACAAGGUAUCCCGGCCAGACAAGCUGGCAGUCCAUGUAUUUGAAGUGGAUGAAGAUGUGGACAAAGAUGAGGACACGGCCUCCCUCGGCUCCCAGAAGGGGGGCAUCACCAAGCAGGGCUGGCUCUACAAAGGCAACAUGAACAGUGCCAUCAGUGUCACCAUGAGGUCUUUCAAGAGAAGAUACUUCCACCUCACUCAGCUGGGCGAUGGCUCGUACAACCUGAGCUUCUACAAGGAUGAGAAGAUCUCCAAGGAGCCCAAGGGGACGAUAUUCCUGGACUCCUGCAUGGGCGUGGUGCAGAACAACAAAGUGCGGCGCUUUGCGUUCGAGCUGAAGAUGCAGGAUAAGAGCACGUACCUGCUGGCCGCAGACAGCGAGGGGGAGAUGGACGACUGGAUCGGCACGCUCAACAAGAUCCUGCACUCCAGCUUUGAGCUCGCCAUGCAGGAGAAGAGGAAUGGAGACCUACAUGAUGAUGAUGAUCUGGGGAAAGCAGACAGUUCCUCUGGAAGUAUGGAUAGCUUUCAGAGUGCCAGAGACAUUGAAGCAAAGAUGAGGAAUGAGACCAGACUGAAGCUUUUCACACUGGACCCAGACAUACAGAAACUUGACUUCUCAGGAAUCGAGCCAGACAUCAAGCAGUUUGAGGAGAAGUUUGGCAAGCGCAUCCUAGUGAAUUGCCACGACUUGGCCUUCAACCUGCAAAGCUGUGUUGCCGAAAACGAGGACGGCCCAACGACUAAUGUGGAGCCCUUUUACGUCACGCUGUCCCUCUUUGACAUUCAGAACAGCAGGAAGAUCUCCUCCGACUUCCAUGUGGAUCUCAACCACGCGUCCGUCAGGCAGAUGGUGCCCAAUCCCAGCGCUCAGCUCAUGAAUGGAGGCGGGGACAGUCUGCUGGGCAGCCAGAAGCUGGCCAAUGGGCUGCCAGAGGGUGCCAUGCAGUACCCUAAAAAAGGAGUGUUCUCCGUGACCUGCCCUCACCCUGACAUCUUCCUGGUGGCCCGGAUAGAGAAGGUCCUGCAGGGCGGAAUCACACACUGCGCUGAGCCCUACAUGAAGAGCUCCGACUCUGCGAAGGCUGCACAGAAGGUGCUGAAAAAUGCCAAAUUGGCCUGCAGCAGGCUGGGUCAGUACAGGAUGCCUUUCGCUUGGGCCGCAAGGCCCUUGUUUAAAGAUGCAUCAGGGACACUGGACAAAUCGGCCCGCUUCUCCGCAAUCUACAGACAAGACAGCAACAAGCUGUCUAACGAAGACAUGUUCAAACUGCUAGCCGACUUCAGAAAGCCAGAGAAGAUGGCCAAGCUUCCCGUGAUCUUAGGAAACCUAGACGUUACCAUUGACAGCGUUCCUCCCGACCUGCCCAAUUGCGUUACCUCAUCCUACAUUCCGGUGAAGCAGUUUGACGUCAGUGAGCGAGACGUGCUGUUUGAAGUGGAGGAGUUUGUGCCCUGCAUAGCCAAGUGCUCCCAGCCUUUCACCAUCUACAACAAUCACCUCUAUGUCUACCCCAGGCACCUCAAGUACGACAGCCAAAAGUCCUUCGCCAAGGCGAGGAACAUAGCUGUGUGCAUUGAGUUUAAGGAUUCGGAUGAUGAGGAGGCGGCUCCACUCAAGUGCAUCUACGGUCGACCAGGCGGUCCUCUGUUUACCAAAAAUGCCUUUGCAGCAGUAUUACACCACCAGCAGAACCCUGAGUUCUACGACGAGUUUAAACUUGAGCUGCCCACCCAGCUCAAUGAGAAGCACCAUCUCCUCUUCACCUUCUUCCACAUCAGCUGUGACAGCAACAGCAAAGCGAGCACCAAGAAGAGGGAUGUUGUGGAGAACCUGGUGGGCUACGCCUGGCUCCCUUUGCUGAGGGACGGGAGGGUGGUCAUGAACGAGCAGCAGAUCCCCGUGGCGGCCAACCUGCCUGCUGGCUACCUCAGCUGUCAGGAGGGCAUCAGCAAGCAGCACUCCAGCCCUGAGAUGAAGUGGGUGGACGGGGGCAAGCCUCUGUUCAAAGUGUCCACUCACCUCGUCUCCACAGUCUACGCUCAGGACCAGCAUUUGCACAACUUCUUCCAUCACUUCCAGAGCAUGGACUCAGGUGCUCAGGUGUCGGCAGGAGAGCUGGUCAAGUACCUGAAGAGUCUCCACGCCAUGGAGAGUCACGUGAUGAUCAACUUCCUGCCCACCAUCCUGAACCAGCUCUUCCGAGUGCUGACCGGUGCCACCCACGAGGAGGUGGCCGUGAAUGUGACCAGGGUUAUGAUUCAUGUGGUUGCCCAGUGCCAUGAAGAGGGUUUGGAGCACCUCUUGCGCUCAUAUGUGAAAUACGUAUUCAAGAACGAGCCGUACACAGCCAACGGCACCAGGACGGUCCAUGAGGAGCUGGCCAAAGCCAUGACUGCAAUCCUGAAGCCCUCCACUGACUUCCUGACCAGCAACAAGCUGCUGAAGUACUCUUGGUAUUUCCUUGAAGCCUUAGUGAAGUCCAUGGCCCAGUACUUAAUUGAGAGUGGUCGGGUAAAGCUCUCCAGAAACCAGCGCUUCUCGGCCUCCUUCCACCACACGGUGGAGACGCUGGUCAACAUGAUGAUGCCCCACAUCACGCAGAAGUACAAGGACAACCUGGACGCGGCGCGCAACGCCAACCACAGCCUGGCCGUCUUCAUUAAGCGCUGUUUCACAUUCAUGGACAGAGGCUUCAUGUUCAAGCAGAUCAACAACUACAUCAACUGCUUCAUGCCAGGAGAUCCCAAGACUUUAUAUGAGUUUAGGUUUGAAUUCCUUCGAGUGGCUUGCAACCAUGAACAUUACAUUCCCUUGAAUUUGCCUAUGCCUUUUGGAAAAGGAAGAAUCCAGAGGUUUCAAGAUCUCCAGCUAGAUUACUCGCUGACGGACGACUUCUGCAAAAACCACUUUCUGGUCGGCCUUCUGCUGCGAGAAGUGGGCGGGGCGCUGCAGGAGUUCCGAGAGAUCCGACAGAUUUCCAUCCAGGUGCUGAAGAACCUCAUGAUCAAGCACACCUUCGAUGACCGCUACACAACAAAGAGCCAGCAGGCCAGACUGGCCACCCUGUACCUGCCCCUCUUUGGGCUCCUCCAGGAGAACGUGCACCGGCUCAACGUGAAGGAGGUCUCCCCGUUCGUCAACCACUCCAAUAAUAAUGGACGAGAUGACCCUCUCCUCACGAACAUCACCAUGACUCCUCCGAGAUCGAGCACCAUCCUUGAGAACAGCCUUCAUAAGGAUGUGUUCGGGGUCAUCUCUGGCACAGCGUCGCCUCACGCCACCUCCACGCCCAACAUCAAUGCCGUCCGCCACGCCGACUCCCGCGGCUCCCUCAUCAGCACCGACUCCGGCAACAGCCUGUCUGAGAGGAACCACGAGAAGGCCAACUCCCUGGACAAGAACCAGCCGGCCUCAGCCCUGGGCAGCUCCAUGCUGCGCUGUGACAAACUGGAUCAGGCUGAGAUCAAGAGCCUCCUCAUGUGCUUCCUGCACGUCCUCAAGAGCAUGUCCGAGGAUGCUUUGUUCACAUACUGGAACAAGGCCUCCUCUGGUGAUCUGAUGGAUUUCUUCACACUCAUUGAAGUAUGCCUUCAUCAGUUCAAAUAUAUGGGGAAAAGAUACAUUGCAAGGCACCAGGAAGGGGCGGGACCCAUAGCACAUGAGCGGAAGUCUCAGACUCUGCCUGUGUCCCGUAACAGGGCGGGAAUGAUGCAUGCCCGCUUACAGCAGCUCAGCAGCCUGGAUAACUCAUACACUUUUAACCACACCUACAGCCACUCGGACGCCGACGUGCUGAACCAGUCGCUGCUGGAGGCCAACAUGGCCACCGAGGUGUGCCUGACCGUGCUGGACACCCUCAGCAUCUUCAUCAUGGGCUUCAAGACUCAGCUCUGUGCAGACCAUGGGCACAACCCCCUAAUGAAGAAGGUCUUCCAGGUCCACCUCUGUUUCCUGCAGAUCAACCAAUCGGAGACAGCCCUUAAGCAGGUCUUCACCUCCCUCAGGACCUUCAUCUACAAAUUCCCGUGCACGUUCUUCGAGGGCCGAGCGGACAUGUGCGCUGCCUUCUGCUACGAGAUCCUCAAGUGCUGCAACUCCAAGCUGAGCUCCAUCCGCAGCGACGCCGCCCACCUGCUCUACUUCCUCAUGAAGAGCAACUUUGACUACACGGGCCGCAAGUCCUUCGUCCGCACGCACCUGCAGGUGGUCAUUGCGGUCAGCCAGUUAAUCGCUGAUGUCAUCGGGAUCGGUGGAACCCGCUUCCAGCAGUCUCUCUCCAUCAUCAACAACUGUGCCAACAGCGACAAGACCAUCAAAAACACAGCGUUCCCGUCGGACGUGAAGGACCUGACCAAGCGGAUCCGCACGGUGCUGAUGGCCACGGCUCAGAUGAAGGAGCACGAGCGGGACCCCGAGAUGCUGGUGGACCUGCAGUACAGCCUGGCCAAGUCCUACGCCAGCACCCCGGAGCUGCGCAAGACCUGGCUGGACAGCAUGGCCCGCAUCCACGUCAAGAACGGCGACCUCUCAGAGGCAGCCAUGUGUUAUGUGCACGUAGCAGCGCUGGUGUCGGAGUACCUGAAGAGGAAAGGAAUGUUCAAGCAGGGAUGCUCAGCCUUCAGAGUGGUCACGCCCAACAUCGACGAGGAGGCCUCCAUGAUGGAGGACGUAGGCAUGCAGGACGUGCAUUUCAACGAGGACGUGCUGAUGGAGCUGCUGGAGGAGUGUGCUGACGGCCUGUGGAAGGCUGAGCGCUACGAGCUCAUCUCCGACGUCUACAAACUCAUCAUCCCCAUCUAUGAGAAGCGCCGGGACUUUGAGAAACUGGCUCACCUGUACGACACGCUGCACCGAGCCUACAGCAAAGUGACGGAGGUCAUGCACACUGGCAAGCGGCUGCUGGGAACCUACUUCAGAGUGGCUUUCUUCGGCCAGGGGUUCUUUGAGGAUGAGGAUGGGAAGGAGUACAUCUACAAGGAGCCCAAACUCACCCCUCUGUCCGAGAUCUCCCAGAGGCUCCUCAAACUCUACUCAGACAAGUUUGGCUCAGAGAAUGUGAAGAUGAUUCAAGACUCUGGCAGGAUAAACCCUAAAGACCUGGACUCCAAGUAUGCCUACAUCCAGGUCACUCACGUGACGCCUUAUCUGGAGGAGAAGGAGCAGGUGGACAGGAGGACCGACUUUGAGAAGAGCCACAACAUCCGCCGCUUCGUCUUCGAGAUGCCCUUCACCGUGUCGGGCAAACGGCAGGGUGGAGUUGAGGAGCAGUGCAAAAGGAGGACCAUCCUGACCACCACGCACUGUUUCCCGUACGUGAAGAAGCGCAUCGCCGUCAUGUACCAGCACCACACCGACCUGAACCCCAUCGAGGUGGCCAUCGACGAGAUGAGCAGGAAGGUGGCCGAGCUGAGGCAGCUGUGCUCCGCCAGCGAGGUGGACAUGAUCCGCCUCCAGCUCAAGCUGCAGGGCAGCAUCAGUGUCCAGGUAAACGCAGGGCCACUCGCUUAUGCCAGAGCUUUCUUGGAUGACGGCAGCACCAAAAAGUAUCCCGACAACAAGGUGAAGCAACUCAAAGAAGUGUUCAGGCAAUUUGUGGAGGCCUGUGGGCACGGUCUGGGCAUCAACGAGCGUCUGAUCAAAGAGGACCAGCAGGAGUACCAUGACGAGAUGAAGGCCAACUACAGGGACCUGGCCAGAGAGCUGUCCGCCAUCAUGCACGAGCCAAUCAGCCCGGUGGAAGAGGGCAUGAAGAGCGUUCUUCCCGACUCGAUGCACAUCUUCAACGCCAUCAGCGGCACGCCAAGCAGCGCCAGCAUCCAGGGCAUCCCCAGCUCCUCCUCCGUGGUGUGAGGGGUGAGGGGUGAGGGGGGGGGGGGGUCCUUCUCCCCCACACACACCUGCCCAUCACGCCUGGCCAGUGGGAACACUAUCCCCAGGGGACACCUGUCCACCUGUCUUCAGCUCUCUCUCUCCCCCUUCUGAGUGUUCCAUCACGGAUGCCGAAUCUGCCCACUGCCAUUUGCAGAAGCAUCCCAUGCACAGGCUGCAUCAGCAGCUCAGCCUUCCGUCGGGCUCCAUGACUUGUGAGAGGCCUGCUCAUUGUUUCUUUGACAAAAACACUAUGUGGGACCAUUUUUGAUGAUUUUGAUGUCUGUUGUCCAUAAACAUUCAUGCGUGUGGCUGGGAGGCGUUGGGCCUCAUGAGAGAGGGUGAUGGCAGAGGGUGGCCACAGUGCUUCAGAGGUGCCCGGGCGUGGGCUGACACUUCUGGACUUGGUCUGGGUUUGUUCACUAGUGUUUCCUGUGGAGACAUCCCAUUAGGGAUUCUUAAAUGUUAAAAAUGACAUACACAAAUACACAUACACACACAACAUGCAUGAAUUACUCAGCCAACCUUGUAGUCAUUUUAAUAUAAUUUUAUUCAUCUGUAUUGUUUAUUUACAAUUAUUUUAUAUGUACAGUACUCAAAUUUCCAUACUCUAGUUCUAUUUUACUUGUGGCACAGAACCUGAUAUCUCUUCAUUCACUUGUGUUGUAUUUUUACAAAGUAGCAUUGUGUCGCACAGAUUGCUCUUUGAACCCCGGAGCAGUCCGUCACUUCAGUGUCUUAGACUGAGAACUCUUAACUGUUGGAAGCCAUGGCAUAAGUAUAUUCCAAGCUGUUUAUUAUUGUACAUACAAAAGGAGUGCAAUAUUUGCAAGAACUCUUGCUGUGUUUAUUUCAUACACUGUAAAGAUUAUGUUCAUUCUUCUUGCCAAAGCGAUGAAGUGUGAAACCAGUGACGGAGCCUACUGUGGAUGUAAUAUGAAGCUUUUACCAUUUUAGUGUUCCUUUUAAGUGUUUAAUGAAAUCAUUUUAUAUUUGGGAAGGAAUUGGUUUUUUUUUAUUUUUAUUUAACAGAAUGUCCCUGUUCUGCUGUAUUUAAACAGAAAUGUCCCCCUAAUACAUCUCUUUUAAAUAAAAGUCAUUCAGUUCUCUCUGAA